GAAGACCAGCCCUUGACUGAGCUGAGCACUUAAACAAGCAUGCAGUUUGUACUACAGUAUUGGAGCUGCGGCUCCAGCGAUACAGCCUCCAGCUCCCCGUCUCUGUCAAUGUUAUUGCUGACUGCUGACCUCUGUAGAACGGUGCGCAGUGUAGCAGGACUGCGCUGUCCACACUGCUGAAGUGUAUAAAGGCGGCGCUCGCCAAUGUGCUGAAAUGCAGUGCGAAGUGUAAUGGGACUGCACUCUCCGAGGUGCUGAAGUGUAAUGAGAUCGCGCUCUCCGAAGUGCUGAAGUGUCAUGGGAUUGCGCUCUCCGAGGUGCUGAAGUGCAGUGCACAGUGCAGUAGGAAUACGAUCUCCAAGGUGCUGAAGUUUAAUGGGAUUGCGCUCUCCGAGGUGCUGAAAUGUAAUGGGACUGCACUCUCCAAGGUGCUGAAGUGUAAUGAGAUCGCGCUCUCCGAAGUGCUGAAGUGUAAUGGGAUUGGGCUCUCCGAGGUGCUGAAGUGCAGUGCACAGUGCAGUAGGAAUACGCUCUCCAAGGUGCUGAAGUUUAGUGGACAGCAUAGGACUGCACUCUACAAGCUGCUGAACUGUACUACCACACAGGGUAGUAUGACUGCGCUCUCCGAGGUGCUGAAGUGAGCUAAGCCUCCAAACUGCACGGGAAACUAAGCUGAUUAUGCAACAGCAAGCAGACAAAUGGGAGAAAACACAGCUCUGCCUUCAUGAAGAUACUACUAUUCUUCCCACUAAGACAAAGCGCCUUAAUCUAUCUCCCUCGCUUGAUACAUUAUAGUUUAAGCUGCAGUAAGGAACCUACUGAGACAGAAGACUACACAAAGCGCAAGGGUACAGGAAGACAAGGAGAGACACCUAGGAACUGCAGAGGUCACAGGUGCUGGUCUGUAAUGAUGAUAGAUGCUAUGGAUGUGUUUUGCUUACAAUAAUCGAACCAGGAUGCAAUGGAUACAAAUGUGUAGAAUUAAUAUGGGUUAACGCAGAAGGUCACAAGCAGGAUAAUACAGAAUUCACUAAAUGAGGAGCAAAUCACAAUGACAACAUGUGGACCUGUGUAGAAGUGCACAAAAUAAUCAGUACCGUACCACUAUAGUGUGCAGCAUAAGGAAGUGCCAUUAAAGCCACAGUGGAAUAUAUGCAUUCCAUAUUCAGUGAGAGCAGGGAAGCUGAAGGUCGCAGUUGCUAUGUGGAACCAUGGCAUGCAAUGUGGUGUGUGGCUGAUAACUGGCUUUUAAAUCAGCACAGGCAGAAAAAAUAAAACACACACCACAUGCUGAAGCUCCCAAACGUCUUUUUCCAGACAGUGGAUUUGCAGUGUCACCACAAACAUGCUACUAAUACACAUAUAUCAUGAGAAAGUACAAAGUGCUAAAGUUUUUCACCUGCUGUCUCUGGAACUUUUCUAAAAUUAGGUGAAUUAAGCCUUUUUUUUCUUUUUGGAUUAUUCCCUUAUGAAGUGUGAUCCAAUGCCUCUCUAUCCAAUGAGGUGUUGGUUGCUGUCCAGCUGCCCAGUGGUGCUGAAAUUUGGAUGAUGUCUAGCAGAGGAACUAAAAGCUGCUGUUGCUUGCUGCCACUUAAUGAAGACAACGGGCGAUUCCUUCUUUUAGCCAUUUUUAUUGUACUCUACCUGAUAGCUGGAGCCACAAUCUUUUCCACCAUAGAGAGGCCAUCUGAAACCGUGGCUCAUGAUCGUUGGGAUAGGAUAUUGAAAAACUUUAGCCAGUCCUUUAACAUCAGCAUCCCAGAGCUCCGGUCCUUUCUUAGAGAUUAUGAAACAGCCAUGGCCGCUGGAAUUAGGGCAGAUGCCCUUAGACCAAGGUGGGACUUCACUGGGGCUCUUUACUUUGUAGGAACAGUUGUCUCAACUAUUGGUUUCGGAAUGACCACACCAGUCACUGUCGCAGGAAAGGUGUUUCUCAUCUUCUAUGGUCUCUUUGGAUGUGCUGGAACCAUAUUGUUCUUCAACUUAUUUCUGGAAAGGAUAAUAUCCCUUUUGGCAUUUGUUAUGAAAGCAUGUCAUGAAAGACGACUACGGAGGAAUGGGCUUCUACCCCCAACUGUCCGCAGAGGGUCGUCCAUCUCUGAAGUUGACAGCCUUGUUGGGUGGAAGCCAUCAGUCUACCACGUCAUGCUAAUUUUGGGUAUUUUUGCUAUUACCCUCUCUUGCUGUGCAUCAGCCAUGUACACCCCAGUGGAAGGGUGGAAUUAUGUUGACUCCUUGUAUUAUUGUUUUGUUACCUUUAGCACCAUUGGAUUUGGAGAUUUGGUAAGCAGCCAAAACGCAGAGUACGAAUAUCAGGGAUUAUACAGGUUUGGAAAUUUCAUGUUUAUACUAUUGGGAGUUUGUUGCAUUUACUCACUUUUUAACGUCAUAUCGAUUGUAAUCAAGCAAGUUUUAAACUGGAUUCUAAAAAAAUGUAGGUGCAGAUGCUGUAAUAAGUGCCAUAAGACUAACACCCGCUUGGGGCGUCGCAAUGCCAUCACCCCUGGAGCUCGCUUUCGCAGGAAUCAACUAUCGAUGGAGAAUGAUGGGAAUUAUGACAGUGACACGGAAGGCAGGAGAUUAUCAGGGGAGAUGAUCUCAAUGAAAGACCUCACGGCCUCCAAUAAAGUGUCUCUUGCCAUAUUGCAAAAACAGUUAUCUGAAACAGCCAAUGGUUACCCUAGAACUGUUUGCAUCAAUACAAGACAGAAUGGCUUCUCAGGAGGAGUUGGAGCUUUAGCCAUCAUGAAUAAUAGGUUGGCAGAAACAAGUGAUUCUAGGUAGAGUCUUUCGAAAUUUCUAAAAUUUUCGGUAUAUUUUUUUAAAUAAAAGCUGUCAAAUGUCACAGUAAAUUUCCUGGAAAUCAGCAGACCCAGCCGCACAUUCUAUUUGCAUUUAAAUUAUUUCGCCCAUUCCAUUGUCAUCUACACACAUCUCAUGUAUACAAGGAAAACAGUUAUUUUAAUAUUCUCAGGCAAACGUCAUAUGUUUACGUCUAUUACCUAAAUUGACUGUGAGAAGAUGGGGGGAAAAUGAGUUUGCUCUGUUUUUAAAGUCUUUGUCAUAUCCUACUGAAGCCUCUUCUUAUAAGACUCGGCUAUUUUGCUGGUGUUCAAGCACGGGCGAUACAAAAAAUAGAUUAAAAAAAAAGCUCUGUCUUGUUUUGGGAAGGAUUGUGGCAAAAAAAUGAGGCUUUGUUUGCACAUUCGUACCAUGAAGCCAUAGAUGAAAAAAAAAAAAACAAGAAAAACACAUAUAAAUUGAAUUAUGAUGGUUGCAAUUUUAUCUCAAAACAAUUAUUUUAUACAUAUAUUAUAUUUUAGGGUUAUUAAAUUUUUCUCAGUUUCAAAAUAAAUUAAUAAAAUAAAAUGAAGCCAUCUCUGCCUUUGUGAAAUUCUAGAGAGUUUUGAAAAAACCUGGGAUAAAAUACAGCACUUGGGAAAGUAGUGCCAACCUGCAUUUCAUUCAACUGUUGAGUGAAUUCAAAUAAUCGUGAAUUGACUUCUAU
Molecule: messenger RNA, 3508 nt
Organism: Pseudophryne corroboree (corroboree frog)
Lineage: Eukaryota; Metazoa; Chordata; Amphibia; Anura; Myobatrachidae
Gene: KCNK12
Product: potassium two pore domain channel subfamily K member 12
Exons: 3
Coding region: 1546-2784 (412 amino acids)
Biological process (GO): potassium ion transmembrane transport; stabilization of membrane potential
Cellular component (GO): plasma membrane
Molecular function (GO): outward rectifier potassium channel activity; potassium ion leak channel activity
Source: RefSeq, a predicted model, not a curated record